AUCUGCAUAACCUCUAUAUGCAAAGUGUUUUGGUAAUGAUCUUUACCUAUUAACAAAGAGUCAGUAUGUUGGCUAGUAAAGUUGCUCUUAUCACUGGGGCUGCUCAAGGCAUUGGGCUGGCAGCUACUAGACUUCUGCUUAAAAAUGGAGCAAAGGUAAGCAUGCUGGAUGUCAAUGAGAUUGUUGGCAAGAGCUCCUGUUCCUCCCUUCAAAAAGAGUUCUCCUCAAGUGAUGUAAUGUUUACUAUGGUGGACGUGACCAAGAGCAAAGACCUGGCAGCUGCAUUUGAGCGAACCAAGCAAAUGUUUGGAGGACUGGACAUUGUGCUCAAUAAUGCUGGCAUUGGAAACGAGCUCAAGUGGAAGAAAAUGAUUGACAUCAAUCUGGUGGCGGUGAUUGAGGGCACAAGGCUGGGGGUGGAGCACAUGUCCACUAGCAAUGGGGGUAGAGGAGGCACCAUUAUCAACGUUGCUUCAAUGGGAGGCCUCAUUGGUAUGACCUUUGCCCCCGUGUACUGUGCGAGCAAGCACGGUGUGGUGGGGUUCAGCAGGAGCUUGAGGGAGUUGGCGCAGAGUGACGGUAUAAGGGUCAACUGCAUCUGUCCUGAGUUUGCUGACACAGCCAUCGUUAACGACAGCAUGAUUGGAAUGAAUGAGGAGACAAAAGCCCUCGUGAAGAGCAUUGGAUUAUUAACUCCUGAGAAGGUGGCUGAAGGCAUUCUGGAGCUGGCUACAGACACCACCAAGGCUGGGGCAGUAAUGACAGUCACCCUCAGGAGAGGAAUGGACUAUUAUAGAAUGUUAGGUGAUCCGAAGGUCACUAAGGCCAAACUGUAGUAAUGUUACUUCGUUUUUUUAAUUUCCUAGAGUGCCUAGAGUGUUUUUAAUUAAUGAUGGAUUGUUGUUUCAAA
Messenger RNA from Halichondria panicea, 910 nucleotides. RefSeq names its product 15-hydroxyprostaglandin dehydrogenase [NAD(+)]-like. The transcript is spliced from 6 exons. The record is from RefSeq and is a predicted model, not a curated record. Bases 66 to 836 code for a protein of 256 amino acids. Gene Ontology annotation, molecular function: oxidoreductase activity, acting on the CH-OH group of donors, NAD or NADP as acceptor. NCBI's taxonomy places the organism in Eukaryota, Metazoa, Porifera, Demospongiae, Suberitida, Halichondriidae. Gene Ontology annotation, cellular component: cytoplasm.